UCUGCUAGUAUAUUUUGAGUUCGUAAUAAUAGGUUAUGUUGUCCAGUAGCUGAUAUGCCGGGUAUUCUGACCUGAAUGUAUUAUUAAUUGAGUUGUUAGUACAUUAACGACGUGAUAAUGUCCCGUUUUUCUGACGUGUCAUUAAUAAUUACUAUUUCAAAUAUCUGAGCACAUAACCUUGCUGAGCGAAGUCUCCGAUUGAAAAUGUGUAAACAAGGUGUAUUGUUCAUAAAGAUACUGAGAUGCGGAUUACAUGGCCCUAACAUAUUUAAUUCUAGAGCAGGACUUGAAUUAUCCAUUCAAAAAUUUGGUUCUUUUUACCAUCGGAAUCUGAGCUAUAAUGCAGCGAAAUAUACCUAUGCAUUUAAACAUUGUACAAAGCAUUCUUCAUAUUUUGGGAGCAGAAUUGAUAAUUCUAUUUCAAAAAGCUUAGAUAAUGAAUAUUCUACGUUGAAUUACACAGUUAUCGAUCCUGCAAAGAACUUGAAAGGCGUGUUUUAUAAAAAGCAUUCAAAUCAUCAAAUUCAUUUUACACCAUUGUGUCGCAAGUCAAACACAGCGUUAUGCUCUUUAGAUCGCAAUGUUAAAAGUCAUUGUACCAUUAGAAAUUUUUCUACUAUUAAAGAGCAAGUGGUAAAUCAGUCUGCCUUUAAUAAUUUGGCAGACUUGGGUUUUGUUGAGAAGUUCUUAAAAUCAAUGUAUGAAAGUGUGCCAGUAGAGUUUACUCAACGAUCUCUAAUCUCGUUCCAUGAAUUUACUGGAUUACCAUGGUGGACAACUUUCGUUGUCGCAUCUGUCACUUUAAGGACAUUUAUGAUAUUUCCAUUGCAAAUAUAUCAGCACCACAUCAUGGUAAGAUUGGCGAAUAUAAGGCACGAGAUAGAGAACAUCCAACGAAAGAUAUUAGAAAAGACUAAAUCUUCUGCCAUCGUAGAAGGAUGGUCCAAUUUUCGUGCGAAAGCUAUGUUUCGAACUGCUAUGUCAGAAGAAUGGAACAAAUUGGUAGUAAGAGACAACUGUCAUCCUUUGAAGACUAUCAUAGUUUCAUUAGUACAGAUACCAAUGCUUUUAAUGGUAUUCUUUUCAAUUAAAAAUAUAUGUUUCUUGUAUCCACCAGGAAAUGAGAGUGUUCGCCAAGCAUUUUUAGAAUUAACCACUGGUGGUUUCGGUUGGAUUCAAAACUUGGCAGCUGCCGAUCAAACAUUUAUCCUUCCUGUUCUUCUAACUAUUAUGAAUUUAUCUGCGAUUGAGGUAAUGCAUAUGAUGGCAGUUCAAGAUCCUACCCGCCUGCAGAAGUUUGUUUUGUACGGCUGCAGAGUUGCUUGUGGAGGAAUUCUUAUAAUAUCGUGUUAUCUCCCAUCGGGCAUAGUACUUUACUGGUUGAGCAAUAGCACAGUCGGCCUUGCUUAUCACCUGUUGCUGGCUACACCUAAAUUUCGCAGGAUCGUCAGGAUUCCCAAGACGGAUACUGAAAUCAAAUAUCCUUAUACCUUUUUGAAAGAGAAAGCGAAAAAAAGAUUGGGUUUGCCAAAUCACCUGGAUUGAUAAAAUAGAAAGUUGAUUAAGGUGCGAAAUGAUUUGAGUCAAGUAAUAAAUCGUAACUACAUCUAGUAUUUGUGCUGUGUACAAAAAGUUAAAUUUUCUUUAUCGAACUUGAGUUUCAAAUAAUAUAAUUUGCCGUAACAAAUA
This is a messenger RNA of Orussus abietinus, 1689 nucleotides long. RefSeq names its product mitochondrial inner membrane protein COX18. Gene Ontology annotation, molecular function: membrane insertase activity. Gene Ontology annotation, biological process: protein insertion into mitochondrial inner membrane from matrix; mitochondrial respiratory chain complex IV assembly. Gene Ontology annotation, cellular component: mitochondrial inner membrane. The transcript is spliced from 6 exons. The coding region runs from base 205 to 1545 and encodes 446 amino acids. The record is from RefSeq and is a predicted model, not a curated record. Lineage: Eukaryota; Metazoa; Arthropoda; Insecta; Hymenoptera; Orussidae.